Fomitopsis serialis is the source of this 1899-nucleotide messenger RNA. RefSeq lists its product as uncharacterized. The annotation marks the transcript as partial. The transcript has 3 exons. Lineage: Eukaryota; Fungi; Basidiomycota; Agaricomycetes; Polyporales; Fomitopsidaceae. The record is from RefSeq and is a predicted model, not a curated record.
ACCAAUCGCAUCCUUCACGAGGCCAUGGACAUCAUAACGGCCUCGUUAAAAGAGGCUGCUAGGAAGGGGAAGGAGAUGGCCGACGGUUUUGGAAACGUACGCCUCGUCUUUCCUCCCGUCGUCGCUAUGUCAGGCGAUCUUCUUGAACAGCUGUCCAUGGCUGCGGUUAGUCCCUCUGCGUCACCCAUGUCUAUCGCCAGAACUAAACAGUUCGGCGACGGCGUCCAACAUCCGCGACGUACGAAGGCCCAUACUCUGCAGGGGCUCAGCGGCGUGCACAAACCGUGGUGGCGCGACUACCCCCUGACUGACCCGUCUCUCUUUUGCGUCCCCGAUCUCCUUCACUCGGACUACAAGUUCUUCUGGGACCAUAUCCUCAAGGCAUGCCUAAUCCAUGUUGGGCCUGCUGAACUCGAUCGUCGCUUUGACGCGCGACACAAGCGCAUAGGUUACGCUGGGCUGCGACGUGUCUCCGACGCAAAGCAGAUGACGGGGCGCAUGCAUCGGGAGAUCAUGCGCAGCACCGUCGUCGCUAUUCAAGGCGCCGUCACGCCCGGAUUCAUGCGCGCAAUUCGCGCGAUCAUGGAGUUCCUCCUUGCGGCUCAAAGACCACGGCAUACGCCGUCCUCUCUGGCUCACAUGGCGACAAACUUACGUGACUUCCACGACAGCAAGCAGGCGAUCGCGGACGAGGGCGGACGUGGUACAUUGGACCACUGGCACAUCCCUAAGUUAGAAUUACUAUCCAACUUCAUCCCUGCGAUCAUCUCUCACGGCACCCUCCCUCAAUGGAGCUGCGACGCCGUCGAACAUCUACUUCGUACCGAGGCGAAGAAACCUUUCAACAUGUUCACGAGUCGCAGACGGAGCGAUUAUGGGCAGCAGUGCGCGCGCCAUCUGGACCGCGUUGAGAAAAUGCGCAUGUUCGAGAUCUAUUCACUCUUCAAGGCGAACGGUGCCUCGCUGCACAACACGUUUCCUGAUGACGCCAUGAUGGACGACGUCGAUAUCCACAAUGCAGCCUCCGUCGGUGUUGCGCGUACGUGGGUGGCGAACGCGUUGCCUGGAACCGGCGCCGAGCGCUGCAUUCGCGGCCCGCGAGCACCACGCAAUCUCUUCGCGACGGGGUCCCUCGUUCCAGACAACUCCAAUGUUGCGUUCCACCUUACAAAAAAACCGUCCGCGACACACUCCAUCGGCGAGAUACCGACCAUCUACCAACUCCCGGACUUUCGUGCCGCCGUCGCCGAUUAUGUCCAAGGGUUCGACAUGGACAGUCGACAGGGUGCGAUUCGAUGGUCUCUCAACUCUUACGAUGCUGGAUUCGAUGACGUGCACGUAUGGAACACGUAUCGGAUCCAGUUGCUUUCCGUCUACGACGAGGCUGCCCGUUUGGAACCCGAGACACUGCGCGCGAUGCCACCAGAUGCUACAUACCCAUGGGGCAUGUGCGAUGCUGUCCUCGUCGACAGCUUGACAGCGGACGGCCAGCCUCGGCAGAAUGGAUCUCUAAUCGCGCAAGUCCGCAUCGUCUUCGAGCCAAUCCCUCGCAAAGGUCGGGUUCUCCCUGCGUGGCUGCAGACACCGCUUGUCUACAUCCAAGAUUUCGUCUUUGCUGACCUGGACGAGCACGGGCUGCCCUGCAAGACUGCCGACAUACUCAUGUACAAGGUGCAGCGACGUCGUUACGUGGAUGCAUGGGGAGCUGUCCAGCGCGCGGGUGAGGUCGUCCCGUUAAGAAACAUCGCGCGACCUGUUGACCUCGCGCCAGUGCAUGGAGGUCCGGUUAUGCACGCGUCGCUCACCGAAUACAAUGCCCUCGAGAUCCCGGAAAGCUAUUGGUUGAAUGAUCUUUGGGACGACGAACUACACGCGGUGCUGACGGGCGAAUACGAGUAG